UUUUUUCUCGUAUAUAAGUACUUGACCUACAUUAUUUUUCUUUGCUUUUCUGUAAUUAGAUGUAGAUUUGUUAUGACUCCCAAAUCAGACUGUUAAAAUUUCUAUUAUACUAAAAGUAAGUUUUGGCUUUAAAUGUGUAUGUUAAGUGGUGUGACUGAUACUCUAUAGGGAAGGGCUAGGGCAUCCAGAAAUAUCUGGACAGGCUAGAGAGAAGGGCCCAUGCCAGCCUCAUGAAGUUCCACAAGGCCAGGUGCAAUUCUCAACAUGGGUACAGGCUGGGUGAUGGGUGAAUUGGGAGCAGUCCUGUGGAGAAGAACUUGGGGGUCUUGGGGAAUGAAAAACUGGAUAUGGGCCAGCAAUGUGCACUCCCAGCCAAUUGCAGCCUGAGCUCCAUCAAAAGUAGCACAACCAGCAAGGGAGCCUAGCCUCCAGUUACCUGCUUUAGGGGAAGGUGUUUCUGCCCACGGCGAGGUCUGUAAUUAGAUGAUUUUUAAGGACUCAAUAACCAAAACUAUUCUGUGAUUCUGUGAAGGUCCAUCAGUGGGAAGCACAGAGAAUGUGUGGGCUUAGACAUCCAGCCUACCCAUCCUGCCUCUCCGUGCCUGGUCUCCCCAGCUGCUGACACCUGGACAUGCCAGACCCUGUGAGGUGCACAACCCUGCCACAGCCACCAGUACAGAUUCCAUUGCACACAACAGCAUGCAAACAGACAUGUACACUGGGUGCUCAGGAUGCAGAGAAACACAGAUAGCUCCUAAAAUAGCAGUGAUUUGCUAGAUUAUCUUGCAUCUCCUUUCCAUUCUAAGAAGACUGUUUAUUUCGCUGAAACUUUCUGGUUUGUAAAUCAGCCUCUAAGAAGAUUAACAUCUAUAAUUGGCUUGCGGAAAGUUAGAUGCCUCACGUAACUGACAUUGGUGUUGAGCAUGGACAGGAGCAAACGGGCAGUGCUGUGAGAACCACAGGAGGAAGAGGAUCAUUCCUGUAGCAUCAUCCUUCUGACCACAAACACAUAUGGGAAACAACAGCAGCUCCACAGUGGAUGAUCUACAGGCUGUCGAGAUCCACCACUGGUACAAGAAAUUCAUGACGGAGUGUCCUUCUGGACAGCUGACGGAGCAUGAAUUUAAGCAGUUCUUUGGGCUUCGAGGGCUGGAUCCAGAGGCCAAUAAGUACAUCGAGCAGAUGUUCCGCACGUUUGAUAUGAACAAGGAUGGAUAUAUUGAUUUCAUGGAAUAUGUGGCUGCCCUCAGCCUCGUUCUCCGAGGGAAGAUGGAGCAGAAAUUGCGGUGGUAUUUCAAGCUCUAUGAUGUAGAUGGCAAUGGCUGCAUUGAUCGACAUGAAUUGCUCAACAUCAUCAAGGCUAUUCGAGCUAUUAAUGGUGGUGACCAUGAAACUAGCGCAGAAGAGUUCACCAACCGAGUCUUCGACAGGAUUGAUGUGAAUGGCGACGGUGAACUUUCUCUGGAUGAAUUUGUGGAGGGAGCAAGGAAAGAUGAGGAGUUCAUGGAGGUUAUGAUGAAAAGUUUGGACCUGUCACACAUUGUGGCCAUGAUAAACAAUCGUCGGCAUAGUGUAUAAAUCAAGCUGGGAGAAAAUGCUGUGCCAAUAGACAGAAGGGUGUCACAAGGAAGGAGAGACAGCAUUUUUCAAAACAAAAUUUCCAUAAGCAUGAACAUGGAAGUAGGAACAGAAAGACACUGCUAUAUUUGUGUAUCUGAGUGCAUGUUCCUGUACAAAUAUUGAAGCUUAGCCACAUAAAUGCAAGGCAGGUUCAGAAAAACUGAAUCUGGGUGGUAGUAUUUGACUUGUCUUUGUAAAAUUUAAAGGCUAAAUUUCAGGACACAAAUUUCCUUUUUAUUCUGUGUCCCAGAUUAUCAGUUUGAAAUGGACUAAAAAUAACGUCAAGUUUGUGAAGAGCACUAGCAGAACUGGGUGGUGGAGUGUGGAGGAAAUAUUCUGACAUAGAAAAGAAGAGUUUCAAGCCAUUAUUAGUGUAGGGAACUAACAAAAGAAUGUAACUUGCACUGUUCUUGUCAUGGUAUUGGUUCAUAAACACCAGCAUGGUUGUCCAUACCACAUGUGCUUGGAUUUGGUAGUCUCUACAGAAGCAGCUUUAGUCGUAAGAUCACAAGAACUGAAAGAAAAACCAGUCUGGCAGUGACAAAUCUGUCCUCAGCUGCAGCUGUUUGAGCUUUCUGUGAUCAAAGAACCCUAGCAAACAAGUCGACUGUUUGAAGCAGCUUCUGUAACCAGAGAAAAUACGCUACUCAGUUUCCCAAAGUAGAAGAACUACUUGAGAGAUCAAAUCUUUUAUAUACUCAUGAUCCUACUUAUUCUCCUCUCAUACAACUGAGUCACUGGGAAUGUUCAAGGCCACACUGAACAAGGCUUGGAGUAACCUGAUCUAGCCCCAUGGCACGGGGCUGAAGCAAGAUGAUCUUUGAAGUCCCUUCCUACCCAAACCAUUCUGUGACUCUAAAACUGAAGUAUUUGAAGAUGGUCCAAAUAUUAUUGCCUCACACAUCCUUUAUUGCUCUUUCUUCUUAUUCUUGAGGAGACAAUCUAAUCAAAAGAAACAACUCACCAAGGUGACUUGUGAAUUGUGCUGUUGAUGUGAAUGCUGGAGUGAAGCUGAUACUCUAGAUCAGUACUGCCAUAAAUGACACUGAUUUUAUACACGAUGGGAAGAGUGAUGCAGCAUGGAUAGAAGCUCAGCAAACUGUGUCUUGUUCACUGUUCAUUAGAUAAGGUCAUGUGUUGCAGUGUGAUUUCAUGGUUUCCCCAGAACCCCAGUUUUCUCCCCUGAAGAUUUCCUCCCAGGUGCAUCAAUCACUCCUCCUUUCCCCACCCUGACCCCUGCUGAGCACUGUCUGUCACUCCUGGAAUUCCAGAAAGGGCAUCGAGUGAUUGGGCAGAUUCAAAAGAUGCUCUCCACCCCCGGGGGGGGGGGGGGGGGGCAUUGGGCCAUCCAGGUGUCCUCUGUCCCUUGAGACCUCUUCUCCCCUAGCUGGUUGGUGGGCUCCCUACCCGUCCCCUCCUCCCCUCCCCCAGGUAAAAGAGCAAGCAGCCACGUGGUCCAGGCAGUUCUGAUGGAGAAGUGUCUGAAUUCGGAGUUCUGUUUGAAGCCGUUGCUACAUUCAGAGGUCUGCGGGCCAGAAUAAAAGCUCUGGAUUAAACCCUCCAUCAGAACCGACUCCUUUCCUUCACCAUCGCCUUAAAGGAUUCUCCGACAGGGGGAAACCCAAGGAGUGGACCCUCUGCGAGAGGAAGCUCCAUCCCGCCGCCACCUGAGCUCCGGCUUGCCCAGACUUGUCUCCGUGCGCCCAUCUGCAACAUCCAGCUAGCCAAAGGUGUCUCUGGGGUGAAACACCACAGUUGUCGCUAUUUGGCUCAGCAGCAGGGGCCAGACAAGCCAGGGCACAUCCCGUUCUCUACAUUGUAGUCUCCAAUAGUCAUGAUCAGAAGCUCCUUUGAAUCUGGGAAGAGAACCAGAAGGAAAGAAGAAUGCAGGAAAUGUUCAACAGAGUGCCUAUGCCAUAGUUGGCAUGUUUUUCCUGUGCGGGAGGAAGAAUGUGCAGAACUGUAACAAAACUUUAGACUGGAAUUAUUCUUGCUUAUAUUUAGGCUUCUCUGAUAUUCAUAUGUGUAUUGGUUUGCAUGGCAAGGUUUUGGUAGCAGGGAGGCUACAGGAAUGGCUUCUUUGAGAAGCUGCUGGAAGCUUCCUCCAUGUCUGGCAGAGACAAUGCCAGCCAGCUCCAGGAUGCCACUGGCCAAGCCUGAGACCUUCAGCCAUGGUAGUAACAUGUCUGGGAUAACAUAUUUAAGAAGGAAAAGUUAUUGGGCAGAAGCAAUUGCAGCCAGAGAAGUGAGGACUAAGAAUAUGAGGGAGAAACAACUCUGCAGACACCGAAGUCAGCUAAGAAGGAGAGGGAGGAGGUGUUCCAGGCACUGGAGCUGAGAUUUUCCUGCAGCCCAUGAUGCAGGCCAUAGUGAAGCAGAUUGUCCUCCUGGAGCACAUGGAGGUCUGCAGGAGAGAAGCACAAAUCUACCCGCAGCCUGUGGAAGAGCCCCAUGUUGGAGCAGGCCCUGGAAGGUCCUGUGGGCCUGUGGAGAGAAGAGCAGGUUUCCUGGUAGGACUUGUGACCUCACAGGGAACCCACUUCAGAGCAGUUCCUGAAGGACUGACCCCAGGGAAGGUACCUCACACUGGAGCAGCUCGUGAAGAACCACAGCCCAUGAGAAGGACCCAUAUUGGAGAAAUUAAUGGAGAACUGUCUCCUGUAGAAGGGAUCUCAUGCUGCAGCAGCACAAGAACUCCUCUCCUGAGGGGAAGCAGUGGCAUGAACUGACUGUAACUUCCGUUCUCAUCUUCUUGCACUACUGGUGGAGAAGAGGGAGAGAUUGGGGAAUAAAGUUAAUCCUGGGAAAGAGAAAGGGAUGGGGGAAAGGUGUUUUAAAGACUUGUUUUACUUCUCAUUACCCUACUCUGAUUUUGAUUGGUAAUAAAUUCAAUUAAUUUUUCCCUUUU
This is a messenger RNA of Vidua macroura (Pin-tailed whydah), 4528 nucleotides long. Its product is annotated as guanylyl cyclase-activating protein 1-like. Gene Ontology annotation, molecular function: calcium sensitive guanylate cyclase activator activity; calcium ion binding. Bases 1012 to 1578 code for a protein of 188 amino acids. The record is from RefSeq and is a predicted model, not a curated record. Lineage: Eukaryota; Metazoa; Chordata; Aves; Passeriformes; Viduidae. The transcript is spliced from 5 exons.